Uloborus diversus is the source of this 3841-nucleotide messenger RNA. RefSeq names its product suppressor of lurcher protein 1-like. The record is from RefSeq and is a predicted model, not a curated record. Gene Ontology annotation, cellular component: plasma membrane. Lineage: Eukaryota; Metazoa; Arthropoda; Arachnida; Araneae; Uloboridae. The coding region runs from base 23 to 1072 and encodes 349 amino acids. The transcript has 9 exons.
UCCAUUUCCCCACAGCCCUACAAUGUGGCCAGUGCUGUAUGUGCUCACCAUUUCCUCCGCUUUCGGCCAGAGCGUGAGCCGAUUUGAAAGAGCAUCUGUAAAAGCCUUAUACACAAAAUACGUGGUUUUUCCAAAGUGUUGCACUAAUUACGAAGGCCACUCCCCUUCUUCAUGUGGGCAAGAAAUCAACAGCACGGGAUCGAAAAAUGGCACAUUCACGAGUCCCAACUAUCCCGAACCUUAUCCUUCGAAUGUCUACUGCGUUUAUAAAUUUAUUGGAAAAGGAAGAGAACGAGUGCAAAUCAGUUUUACAGACUUCGACCUUCACUUACCUCAUGAACCACCGAAAUAUUGUGAAGCAGUAGAUGCUGUGAUGAUAUUUAUUACUAUUAAAAACCGUCGAGAAAGGCUUGACAACUUUUGCGGAAAUAAGCUUCCUGCUCAACUAAUGUCGAAUGGACCGACUAUGGAAGUCGAGUUUAGAUCUUACCACUCGUCACCUGAAGUGAAAGGUUUUAGAGCUAUAUAUCGUUUUGUUACUGAUUUUGGGAUAUCAGCACCAAGACAGGAUUCUACAUCAUCAGAUUGCCGUUUCAUAUUCCGGAGUGAAGACAGGGGAAAUGGUACUUUUAGUUCCCCAAACUAUCCAGGAUUUUAUCCAAGAGAUACUGAAUGCCACUACACCUUUCGAGGAAAAGAUAAAGAACGAGUUCAUAUCACGUUUGCUUACUUCGAUGUUGACGGUAUUCCACCGUGUCUGACAGAAACUGCUAGCGAUUACGUUGAGUUUUCAAACUAUAAGACAGUGGAUCGCAAGUUGGCUCGACACUGCGGAAACCAGAAGCCCAAACUUAUUGAGUCGGACGCAGAUUUCUUCCGAGUUAUCUUCAAGUCGAACGACAAGUUUGAUGCGACUGGUUUCGAAGCGUUUUAUCAGUUUCGAAAACAAGUCGAUCCAUUUACAGUAAAAAGAGUUUCAACUAUACCCAAAGAUAGCAAAUCAGGUGCACACAUUAGCAGAGAAAGUUUAGUGUCCAUUUUCGUUCUUUCUGCAAUACUAUUGCUUUCUUAAGAGCUAUGGAUCCGUUUUUUAGAAAACGAAGAUAAACAUUUUACUACAUUCUUGAAGAGAAUACGAAAGUAAAGCAUUAUUGAUGGCUCAAUUUUGGAAAACAUGAACUAAAACAGUUAAAUGGGAGAGUACUUUUCCGUCUCUUCGAAGAGGAUAGCUUUCUGAGAUACUUUGGACGUUUUCAACGGGAGACAAUUUUGAGACUAUUGCUUUUUCGGCCAGAAAUCAGUUUUUAUAACUCCUUUUGAAGAUAUUCGAGGACCAAACUCUUUAGUGGCGAUUGCGAAGUUUAACCACUUUUACCAUCUCUUACUUAAUGUCAUCUUCUAUUUUCCUCUUGUAGUUGCUUAUAUGUUUAAUCCAUAGCAUGAUUAUGUACUCGUCACUCCAAAUAUCAUUUCUUAUGGAAAGGAGCUUUCAGUACGGGAAGAAAAUUGAAAGAUUUAGAUGUGAAGAAGUUAAAAGUUUAUAGAAUGGACAAGUUUACUGAUCAUCAGCUUUUCAGAAAUCAUAUUGAGACAUCGAGAAAAUUGAAUAAUUUUAGCAUGUACUGAAACUUUAUUGCUAAAAUUAUUUUUAAUAAUCUGUUUUUAAAUGUGAGACGUUAUCGUGUUGACAUCUUGUUAAGUAUUAUAUUCAACGUUGUAUUUGUUGAAAAUUUAUCACCUGUAACUCCUUUUUAUGAUUUUUUUCACCUAAAAAUUUUAACAAAAAUGUACAGAUUAUUUUAUUACUUAAUUUAAAAAGUCAAAUGCGAGAUUUCGGCAUGAAUAACCUUCAGAAAUAUUUACACAUAAGUGUUAUGACCCAAACUCAUUUUAGCUUCUGGACAGCUAGCAUACUUUGCAAACAAAUUACGUCUAAAACCAAACGAGCCUACUUUUUCGCAUACCAUCAUCGAUUUUAAUGACAAGUUAUUAAAAAAAAUUUAAACUUUGGAAUGAAAAUGAGGAGUUUUAUGCCAAAUAAAAAUGAUUGCGGUUCUUUCGUUCUGGCACAAAAUGAGGUACUUUGAACAUUCCAUUUGACAAAAAAAAAAAAAAAAAAAGGAAAUUAUACUAAAUUAAAUAAAAAUAUAAGAAUUACCUGAACAAUUAUUUCAUUUGCACUUUGAAUUUACUUAGCUUUGAUUCAGUCAAUCGAUCUUUAACUGUCAGUCAAUAUUAAGUCUACGAGAAGUAGUAUAUCGAUCUUUAUUGAAUUUGUAAUAACAAAAUAUUUUUUUUUUUAAAUGUGCACAAUUUUCUCAAUUGUUUGGUGCCAAAACAAAUGAAACAUUUUAGGAUUGUUUAAAAAAAUCUAUAAUGUGUCCAAACAAGGAAAAAAAACUUUUCUUUUUUGCACAUAUUCUUCAUCAAGAGCUUUUCCGAAAAAGCUUAUUUAAUGCAUAUCGGCCUCUUGGUCAGGGAUUUAUAUUUGCCUUAAAUUACGAGGAGACGUUAGCGUUAAAACUUCUGGGAGUGGCCAAAAUGAAAUGGAGAAAUGUUCAAGUAAAAAAAAUCAAGUGUGGGAAUGAAAUGUUAUCAGUGAGAUGUUUCGAAUGAAAAGAAAAGUUGGUCGGAAUAAUAAGACUGUUACUUCAAGAUUUAUGGCAAGGAUGGGCAUGCGACAGAUCGAUUGACCAUUUCUCCCAUCUCAAAAUAAUUUUUUUUUAACUUUUUAUUGCUCAUCAUUUAUUUAUUUAUUUUUAUAUUCAUUUUUUUUUUAAUUUUGUUUUUAGCGAUAUUUUUUACAAUGAGUCAACCCUUUUUUUUUACUUUUGCGGAAACGUAGGCUAAAAAAGAAAAACAGUUUCAGGAACACAUUUCUACAAUUUUACAUUCAGACGAAUUUUAAAUUAAAACACAACUGAAAAAGCCGUAAAAUAUCCUUCAAGAACUACAGUGAAAUUUCGUUACAACAAAUUUCAAGGAGCCUAAAAUUAUAUUCGUUGUAGCUGGAAUUUUGUUGCAAUGGAAUUUAAGGAAUGUACUGGAAAUUAAAUCGGGACUGAAAAUUUAUUUCGUUGAAACGGAUAUUUCAUUGUACUGGUAUUUGUUGUAAGGGUAUUUCAGAGUUUUACAUUUUUGCUGAAGUUUUACAAAAAACAAAUCUUUACAUUUUCGUGAUUGUUUUCUUUAAACAUAAUUUUUAAGUAUUCAUUCAAACUUCUAUGUUUAGUUUGACAUUUUUCCAAUGUUAUAUCUGUGAUCACAAAAAAGCAAGUAUUUUACUUCAAAUUACAAAGUCAUAUGCAAAUAAAAUAGAAUAAAAAAUAAUCAUGUACAUAAAAAAAGCUUGUUAUAAAUGCUUUUGGACAAGUAAAAUGAUAUUUGCAUUUAUCUUAGAAGCACUAGUCACAGAAUUUCAUUAGAAUAUUUAAAUCGUGUUUGUUGAUUCUUGUUUUCAUUGACUGUACAGAAAGUUUAAUUUUUCCAGAAAAAAAUCUUCUGAGCGUUGAAAACAUAAAAAGUUUAAUGAAUACAAUUCAAAUUGAAGAAUGAUUUGAACUUAUUAUUCCAUUAGAAAAAAAAUUAAGAAAAGUCUUCUACUGAUCAGUGGAGGUUUGCUUUUGUGUUGAUUAACUGAAUUUUAAUAAAUUAUGUACUAAUCUCUCAGCCUUUAAAAUAAGUAACUAAUUACUGAAAAGUGUAUUGCAGUAGCUGAAAACACAUAUUUAACUGUUUCUUUGAAUGAAUUGUAAACAUUUUCAAUGAUUAGUGUGUUUAAAACAUUAAAUCGUAACUUUAUGUAUUCCUGCAAAAGUUUUAACACUCGUUUUGUAUUACA